Molecule: messenger RNA, 753 nt
Organism: Cynara cardunculus var. scolymus (artichoke)
Lineage: Eukaryota; Viridiplantae; Streptophyta; Magnoliopsida; Asterales; Asteraceae
Exons: 1
Coding region: 1-753 (250 amino acids)
Molecular function (GO): zinc ion binding; nucleic acid binding
Source: RefSeq, a predicted model, not a curated record
AUGGCGAAGGUGGUAGAGGAGAAAAACGCUAGGGAGAAUUGUGAUAAAAGAGAUGCAAAGAGAAGAUGGGAAGGAUCGAACAAGUUCAACAAGAAACCAAAAUGGACUCCGACUCUGGCAAAAACACGAAGCGAGGGAUUCACUAUUCCUCCAUGUAACAAAUACAACAAGAGCAUAGGGGGAGAGUGCAGAGCAGGGAGCCUGACAUGCUACAAAUGUGACAAACCUGGGCAUACCGUGCGGGAGUGCCCAGAAGGAAAAACUUGUUAUGAAUGUGGGGCUAUGAGACAUUUACGACCUGACUGUCCAAAACAUCGAAAUGGUGCGACACCCCACGUAAAGACAAUGAAUAACGGGUUUGGGAAGAGAUCAAAAAAUAGGAAGGAGCUACCUAAGGGACACAGCCGAGCUUACAACAUGACUUUGGAGAAGGCCAAGGAAACACCCGACGUCGUAUCUGGUAUGUUCCCUAUCAACAAUGUGUAUGCACAUGUAUUAUUUCAUUCGGGUGAAAAUGGUAGUUUUGUGUCUACUACCUUCUGCCACUAUCUGAAUUGGAGUGUCUAUAGGCUAGACAUAGCCUACACUGUAGAAACAGCCGACGGUAGUCAGUGUAAGAUAGACGAAGUAUUUGAUGAAUGCACAAUUGUUACAGAUGGUAAGGAUUUCCCUGUUAGGCUUAUGCCAAUGUGUUUAGGGGGUUUUGACGAGGUCUUGGGAUGGGUUGGUUGUCUAACAAUCAUGCGUAAAUAG